Stegodyphus dumicola is the source of this 8933-nucleotide messenger RNA. RefSeq lists its product as uncharacterized. Lineage: Eukaryota; Metazoa; Arthropoda; Arachnida; Araneae; Eresidae. Gene Ontology annotation, cellular component: nucleus. Gene Ontology annotation, molecular function: DNA binding; DNA-directed DNA polymerase activity. Gene Ontology annotation, biological process: double-strand break repair via nonhomologous end joining. The record is from RefSeq and is a predicted model, not a curated record.
AUGAAAAAAGAUGUCACAGACAUCGAUGAAGAAAUCGCCGAAAUGGAAGAAAGAACGGAAGUUCUAGAGAUUAAACCAAUUGUAUGUGAACAACUUAUGGGAAAUUUACCUGGUGAGAGAGUUAAUCCAGAUUUUGUAUUUAAUACGUGUGGACUUGACUUUUCUGGUCCAUUCCUCAUCAAGUAUAAAAAUCAGAGAAAGGGUAAUUAUGCAAAGGUGUACGUUGCUAUAUUCAUUUGUUUAGCUACUAAAGCAAUUCAUUUAGAGGAAGCUAAAUCAACUAAUGGAAUUGGACGUAAGAUAGCCAAUAAAGUAUGGGAAAUUAUACAAACCGGUCAUCUAAAGGAAAUUGAGGAAAUAAGCUGUAAUCAAAGAGCUAAAACUCUGAGAUUAUUUAGAGCAGCAUGGGGUAUUAAUUCUUUAACUGCUGAUGCUUUGUAUAAAGAGGGGUAUUUGACCAUACAAGACCUACGAACAAAAUCUGAUUUAUCAAGAGCUCACCAGAUUGGACUAAGAUAUUUUGAUGACUUGAAAUUAAAAAUGCCACGUAAAGAAGCUGAGAAGAUAUUAAAUUUAGUCAUGAGUGUAAUAUUUGGCCUAUAUUCUUUUGUUCAAUGUGAUGCUUGCUCUUCACUCAGACGAAAUCGACAGUUUUGUGGCCACAUAGAAAUUUUAGUCUCUCUUCCUGAAGGCCGUGUGAAUGAUCAUAAAAUUUUGCCAGAAAUUGUUGCCAAACUUCAUCAAGAUGGUUAUCUGAUUGAUGAUCUUGUCCGCCAUGAAGAAAAUGGAGCUCAAACAAGAUAUGUCGGAAUUAUCAAACUUUCUGCUGCAGGUGCAAAGUAUCGGAGGAUCGGCAUAACUGUCUGUAACCGUGAAGAAUAUGCAUGUGCUUUGAUGUAUUUAACUGGCUCUGCUUAUUUCAAUAAAGCUGUUCGUCAAGUGGCUUUUAAGAAAAACAUGAUUCUUGAUGAACAUUCUCUUAGAAGGAAAACUGUAAGAGAAGAUCGUGGACUUGUUUAUGAAGUUUUGGCAACUCCAUCAGAGGCGGAUAUUUUCUUGCAUCUUGAUAUACCAUUCAGAGUACCAGAAAUACGUGACCGUCCUCUAACUCUAGAAGCAACUUAAGAUCUCUUGGUCUUUUGAUGCAUCUCACCAUUUUUAAAAUGGAUUUUAUAAAUGAAUGUUAAGGAAUUAAUGUUAUGAUUUUUAUGUAUUGUAAUAAUUGUAACUGUAUUUGUUGAUAGAUGGUGGUAAGGAUUAUAUUUCUGUGUUGCUUUUGUGCUAUUUGUGAUAUUGUUAUUGUUGCUAAUUGCUCAUUCUUUUAAUAGUUUGUUAGAUAAUGGUAAAUUUUAAAGCUGUACAUCAUUUUUUAAGCAAAUGUUGUAAUAAAAACUGAAGGGAUGAAACAUUAGGCAACUUAACAAAUAGUGUACAGCUGCUCUAAUGUGUUUAGUGAGAUUUCCCUCCUGUUCGAGAGAUUCGUUCAAUAGAAUUUCAGUAGUAUAACUAGAAAUCAAGAUUGUUCAUAAUCCAGUUCUAUGUCUGUGUUCACCUGAGUGCUGCAGUAACGUGCUGUACAGAUCUUUACUGUAUGGAAAAAUAGCAUUAAUGGAAGAAAGGGAUCUGCAUUGAGAUGUUUCAUAUGUCAGAGGAGAUUCUAGUUGCUCUCGUGCACUUCAAAAGAACAUACUCAUGCUACAGUAAAGUAACUAGUAACUUGCACGAUUGAUAUUGAGAGACUGGAUCUAUAUUGUAAUCUGGUUUCUGCUACUUGCAAAUUCCACCCCUUUUCUCAAAACAGCUUGAGGAUGUUCUGUGGCUCAUUCAAAGUGCAUAAUUUAAAACUAUGGUGUAAGCAGUUGUGCUUUGGAGAGGGAACCUCAAGUUUCAAAUACCAUAAAAUUCAGAAUAUGCUGAAUAAUCUAUCGACUGAUAGUUUUUAGUAACAUUAUUAAAUUAAGAUGGGUAUUGGUUAAUUCUUUACGUGCUUUUUGUGGUGGCCGUUUUUGUGUAGUCCUGUUCUUCCGCCAUAUGUGGAUGGUUAAUUUUUCUCAUGCAUCUGAUUAUCAGGAGUCUGUAUUUGCUACCAUUCAUAAAAAUAUGAUAGCAUUUGUCAUCUUAGUAUGCUUCACAGUUCUAAAGUCUGUUGCUGUUUAAUGAGAAUAAAUAUGUAUAUGACUAAUAUAUGUCAAACUAAUAAUGAAGCACAUUUGUCAAGACUCAUAAGGAUUGCAUCAUGCAUUUAUAAUUUAGUUCCAACAAUUUGCAUGACAAAGAGCAGCUAGAAGUUAAAACUAAAGCUGCUUUAAUGCUUUGACACUUCAGAUUUUUUGUUUUCCCCUUCAAUUAUGUAUUAGAAUCUGUGCAAUUUAUAUACCAUCAUUGUAAAAGAAUUUGAGCUAUGAAAACUUUGACUUGAUUAUUUAAUCUUGGCAAAGCAGACUAGGGUUAGAAUAUUUUAAAAUCACUGUCAUUUCUUAAUACAUUUUGAGUGAACAAUCUGAUUUUCAUUCUGAGGGAUUUGACAAAGCUGAAUUAUGGUGGGACCAACAUUCUGCUACAUUAAUAUAUGUAGUAAAACUGUUAAUCUAUAUUUUAUACAGUAUGCUUAACUGCAUAUUUGAGCUAUUCUGCCUAUACCUUUUAUUCUGAGAAAAUAAUGAAACUUGAUUCUUUUAAUAAAUAAAAUUCACACUAUAUGUUUUAGAAUAUAUGAAUGCUGUACUGAGUAACUUGAUAGUGUAAAUAAAAUUGGUAUAAUUACUCAAUUGAAAAAUUAGGUGAUGUUAGUAGAAAAUCAAAUUUUCAUACCAUGUUCUUUUGCAACUUAAAUUUGGGCUGUAUUAAUGCAUGACAUACUUGAAAACUUACCUUAGUGUUAACGUAUGAAUAUUUAGAUGAAAAAAUUUCAGUAUAAGUUGAAAACAGUGUAUUAUUUUGCAUUUAUAAAUUUAUGUAAGGCUUAUAUAUGUUUUGUGAUUAGUCAUUUAAUCUUGUAUCAAAUUAUUAUCAUCUAUGGAAGUACCAUAUUUGAAAACUUGAUCUGUGGCAUGAUAUGUUUAGAACAGAAAUAACAUUACAGUGCCCACCACUUAUGAAACUCACUGGUUAAUGAUUGCAUUCAGAUUUCCAGGAACCAAACGAAAUGUAUCCUAAUCAAUAGCCAAAAUGCAGUGUUAAUGUACGGUAAUGUUAAGAAGAAUGCCGUUUAUUAAAUACAUCUUCACCACUUAUAAUACUGAGUUUGGCAAAAAGAGUGAUCAUUCUGUGUGAAAAUAGCUUACUUAUUUAUACCUAUUAAAACAUUUCAUGGUUCACCUGUUUAACAUAUUAUGAACCAUGGUUUUUAUUGUAUAAUUAUGUAAUGCUUCAGUAAAAUAGGUUUGAAUGAAAUUUUCCUAUUUCCAUCCUUAUAUUUUGGAUACACCGUUUUCAGAGUUUUUCUUAUCCACACUGGACUUAAGUAAGUAGCAUUUUCUUAUCUUAAGGUUAACAAACACAACCCUCUAAGGGCAUUGUAAAUGAGUGAGGGUUUCUUCUGGAAUACCAAUUGAUAAGGGGUGGAACUGCUAUUUCAGUGUCCCAUCUUUUAAAGUUUGCAUAUUCAGAAUCGUUCUUUUCUGGUAGAAUAUUAUGUUCAGAAAAGUUCAUGAAAUGCGUCUUAAUAUUAUUGUACAUUAACAUCUUUGAAUGCAAAGGAAGUAAUAACUGAAAAAAAAAGAGCAAAUAUUGGUCAUGCUUAAUCAUGAAGUGACAGAUAGACUAAAGAGACAAAGGGCUCUCUUUCUGCUGGCUAAAAUUUAUUGUGUGCUUAACUCAUAAAAUGAUAAAUGUGCCAAGUGAAAAGAUGUAAGUCUAAAAGAAGAAAAUAAAUAGAUAAAAGAUUUUGGAUAUUCUUCAUAAUUAUAGCCAGAGAACAACUACCUUUAAAUUAGGAAUUUUCCAAAACAGCAUGAUGAAAUUUACUUAAACAAGGAAUUAUAAUCAAUGAAAAACUAAUAAAAAUGAAAAUCUCUUAAGAAAGUAAAUGCUUUUCUAGAGUAGCUUGAAGUUGUAAAACUAUAAAGUGUUUUUGUUUUUAGAGCUUUUUCUACUAACUAAAUGCUAGGAGAGAAUUUUGUGUCAAAUGGCAGAUAGCUCACAAGUUAAGAGAAAGGGAAAUCCAACAUUGCUCAUCAGAAACUUGUAUGGUGGGAAGAAAGGUGAUUAUCAUCAUGUGGCUGGUAUUGGGAUAAAAGACAUUUUACUUAGACUGUUAAAUGAGAGAAAACCGUGCAAAAUUGAUGCAUACGAAACUGGGCUGCGUUAUAGAACAUUAUCAGAAUGUACAUUACCAUUUAAAAAUCAAACAACAGCUGGCGUAACAAUUAAAGGAAUGAAUUACUGUGUUAUUAACAUGCAGUAUGAAUCCAACAAUUAAGAAAACCUUCAUGUUUGAAUGGAGUAAAAAUUUUACCUCUAACUUAACUAUAGCAACAAGAGUAUGUUUACUGAUUUUCUUAUGAAGUGGGACAGCUGUCUGAAAAAUAGAAAAAUAACUUGACUAAGGUAAUUGUGCAACACACACACCUCUGGUACAGUUUCUAACAUCCAGCCUUUAGUCCAGGGUGUUAUAGAAUAAGUGACAGACUGGAGAAAAUUGAUAAACAGAAUUAAAUUUUGUGAAAAUGCAAACAUUAUGAAGGACAUUAGUACAUUGAUAGCCCUGCUACAGACCAUAUAUGUUAUAAUUAAUGCAAGGGGUAAAACUUUUAAAAUCUGUUAAAAACUGUUUUUGAAUAUGUGGCUUUUAUGUAGAAAAAUCUUGAGGUAAAUUCCAAGCUAUAGCUAAUGACAUCAGUGAAAAUUUAUUUUUAUAAUAUAUGUUAUUCUAAAAAAUAUUGAGACCGUGUAAAAAUUGACUGUAAAAAAUUAAAAGAAUUGCAGAAACUAACAGUGAAAGUUAUAUGGAAAAAUUGAUAUGCCAGCAUCGAUAGAAUAUAGAAAAGCACCAUAAAUUCUAAGAAAAACUCUUGAACUGAAAGGUUAUAGGGUAUUUCUCCCACCUUCUUGCAAUGCCUUUGUGGUGUGGUGGUCUGCACGCUGGGCACGUAUUCCAGAGAUCCGUGGUUCAAUUCCCGGCGAAGGCGUUGCUAAUUUUUCAUCUUGCCUGCUUCCAAAAAUACCUAAUGUCUCUACAAGGUAUUGAUCAAAAAAGUGACCAGCUGCUUUACAAAAUUUAGAAUACAGUUGAAAACUGUUCUUGAACAAUAGGACUCAAACAGAUAGAAUAGUUGUUUGCAAUAAAUUAAAUAUGAUCAAGAACAUAAAUAUAUAAAUAUUUUUAUAAAAACUAAAAAUUGAAUUUCAAAAAUGCAUAAAUAAUUUAAUUUAAAAUUAUUUAAGGAUCAGUUAUUGAAUUAGUUGUUAGUUAAUACUUUAUUCUAAAGUUUAAAACUAAUGUCACAGUUUGCAAUAUACAAACUGUUGUCUAUUAAACGUAGCUGCUUAAUAAACUGAAAUAUGUUUGGAACAGAGGUGAUUUUAAUAAGUGGCUUGUACUGUGUUUAUUUUUAGCAUUUAUUGGAAAGGUUGAAGUUCAAAAAUUUGGUCAUGCUGUAUUUUGCUAGAUUUCUCUCUCUCUCUCUCUCUCUCUUUUUUUUUUUUUUUUUAAGAAAUACUUAACUUUUUGUUACAACAUGCAUGCAAGUUUCUGAUUAUAUGGAUGGCAUAUCCAGAAAGUUUCAACUGUAUUCAAGGCCAAUGGGGUACUACUGAUUUUCUGUAUGUAAUAUGGAUUUUCAGUUAAAAUACUAAAAAUAAGGAAGAACUGCUUAUUGUUUGGCCUCUUACCAUAAUUUAUACUGCAGCCAAAUUUGAGGCCAUAAGGAAUCACAUCUCUGCAGUUUGAAUGGCCAUAUCCUGUUGAAUGGAAGUCAUCUAGAAAUUUAUUUUGGUGCAUUUGUUUUAGAUUAUUGAUACUUUUGGCCCUGCUUUAAAGUAAAAGUUAUUAUUGAUUAAAUUACAUUAUCAGUUGAGAAAGUUCAAAUUACCCAUUAAAUUAAACCAAAAUCUGUUAUGUAUGUUUUUUUGUAAUGUUUCAAUUACAUAUGAUCAGUGAGAUAAAUGAAUAAAAUCAUAUAGAUGAGUAAGAUCUGCAAUAAAACUGAUUACUUUUAGCAGUAAUGUUGCUAAAAUAUGGGAGAAAAAUAUUAAAGCAAUUUUUUUUAUUAUUUUCUUUUAUUAUUGUAAAAUAGAAUUUGCAGAAUGGAAUAAUGGAACUUACAUUUUCUAGCUGGUUAGUUCUGAAAUGAUUUUCACUAGUGUUGUAUGCAGAGCCCCUUAAUGUUUGUGAACUAUGUUUUUCAAAUUUAUUUUAUGUGAUAAAUGAUUUAUAUCCACUCAUUAUGAAAUGUGAGUACAUCUUUUUUGGAAUAUUACAGAUUUUGUUGAAAGUGAUUCAGUUUCAUCAUGUCUGCUUAUAACAAACUGUGACAUAAAAUUGUAAUAUGUAGCAUUUAUUGCAACAAAAAGUAAAAAUAUUAUUAAAAAUAGACACUAGAUUUUUACAAGCUUAUGUAAUUAAACCCCAGGCUAAUUGAAUUAUGUUUGUAGUUGAUUACUUGCCAUUUCUGAAGAAUAUUUGAAGUGUUAAUUGUAGCUCAUAAAAUUGAGUGAAAAAUCAUAUUUUUAUUUUUUUAUCAUUUUUAAUUCUCUUUUCAUCUGGGGCUACUCUGCAUCAUGUAUUUUAUUUCAUUGACACAUGGAAAAUACCAUUUUGUAAGUUAUCAGAACUCUAAAAAUUUUAAGAUCUGAACGAAAUAAUUUCACCUGCAUUAGUCACUUGAUUCAAACAAUUGUUUUGAUUUUGUUUGUGGCUUAUCCCACCUGAUCAACAGUAACAUCAGAUCAGGUCUCUGAUAUCAAAGUAUGUCCAUGAAAUUCGUCGUGGCAAGGAGUCAAGAUUGUGGCUGUCAUUGGCAAGAGCCUUUAGCUCUAUGUAGGUGACAGUAUAAGUUUGCUCAGAUACACCCCAAAUUUUAAAGGAGAGCACUUAGGGAGUGAUGGGUCCAAAGAUCUCCUAGCAACAACCUCUCAAGAGAACUGUCAGGCUGCUGCAGAUUUUGUGUGCUCCCAUGUCACAGAGACCCUAUGCAUUCAGAAAUGUCCAUGUCUUCUCUGGGAUUAAAACCUGGGCCCUUUGGUACAGCAGUCAGGGUCAUUUUAACCACUAUUCUUGUUGAGUGACAUUUAAACAAUUGAAAACAGUAUACCACAAAAUUGAGAAAAUGUAUGUUUAUGUAAAAUUUACUAUUUAAAAUAAUAUUUGCAUGGGCAAUAUUGUGCUGUAUAACAUUUGGACUGAAUGACAGCUUUCAUUUUGGCAUGGAAUAUGCAGUGUUUUUCAUAAAUCUUUUGACAUAUUUUAUCCAUCUCCAUGUACUGCAUCUCUUUUAAGCCUUCCUUGGUUACAUGGGUUUUAUUUGUUGCAUGAUGAUCUUGUGCAGCCUCUUCUUUGGUUACUUGGGCUUUACUUGUUGCUUGAUGAUCUUGUGCAGCCUUCUUUAGAACUACAUCACAAAUUUUUUGUUUUGUCAAUGUCUGAAAAAUGGAGAGGUGUCUGGAGUUACCUUUAUUGCAGUUUAGAAAAUACAGCUGUACAUUUUUUAAAUCAUUUAAUACUUUGAAAAUUAAAUGAUGUAAAGCUUGAAUGAAAAUUUAUACAGUUGGAGAAGGAUAUGUGACUCCUAGCCACAUUUCUGGGCUUCUCUUUUUUUUUUUUUUUCUCUUUGAGGCUUUUUUUUCAUAUAUCAAAGUAUAUUUCCCUGUUUAUAAUGCAAUCACAGACACCAAGUUUCUGUUUUUUACGCUUUUUAGCUUUAGAUUUGUCUAGGUUGUCAUACCAAAUCAGUCAAGUACAGAAUUAUUGUGCUUUAAUGGAGGAUUUAGUUUAAUAUUAGCUUCUGCAAAAGAUAAUGAUAAGCAUCAUUUUGAGUAUUGUUAAGUUUGCUGUCUAUGAAAAUAAUGUUUUCAGAAAUUUUGGGUCUUAAUAUGGUUUCUGUUAGAGCUCAAUCUUUUUUAUUCUAUUGGCUAUGCUUAUAAAAGUUUUUUAGAGCUAUGCAACUGCUGUAUCUAGCGUUUGCUGGAUUUUGGAGACAGUUUUCUUUAUUUUUGCUUAUGCCCACAGUAUAAUUUUUAGCACAUCAAUGUGGAGACUUCUGCAUGUCAAAAAUUAUUUGCUGUCUCAAAAUCUGUUUAUCUUUUGUUAGAGCUGUAGGCCAGUUCUUUUGAACUUCUAAAUUACUCUAUAGAUGCAAAUCGGGCUUCAUUGUACAGAUCAUGCUGUUUCCUAUACAGGAUGUUCUUUUGCCAUUUGGUUCAUAAAAUUUCAGAUUUAUUUGUCUCCCUUUGUCCCUGCCUUUCUGGAGCUCACUUUGGACAUCGUGGAAAAUGCAGAUGCAAACUCUCUUAUGUAACAUUAAGUUUGAAAAUAAUUUAUCAGUGUGUUAAUUCUAAAACAAAAUGUGAUAGUUAAAGUGGAGUUUCAUUUUCAAGCACUUACGCAUUUCCUUGAUACUACUUUAUUAAUUCCUAAAAAUGCAUCCAUCACAAAUUAAAAAAUGCAUAAAACUGUUUUUAUUUAAAUGUAAUGCAUCAUGUUCAUUGUUUUUAUAAAUAUGAAAUUAGAAUAAAAAAUUCUUAACAGUAUGAAAGACCUCCAAAAUCUAUUUGCAAGGUACUUGCUCAGUUUUGUGAGUCACUCCAUUUUUGUUUGUAAAAUGGCUAUUAUAUAUUGUUUACCUAAUCUGAAAACUGAAACAGUUGUUUUACUUUGCCAUUUGUUGAAGCUUAUGCUACUUCUGUGUUGUUUCUUGUUUUACUUUCCAAGUAAUUUAUGUUGAAUUGACAUUAUUAUUUUAUGUGUAUUGGAGUGAUUAAAAGUUUUUGAUUGC